Messenger RNA from Salvelinus namaycush (lake trout), 2311 nucleotides. RefSeq names its product ectodysplasin-A-like. Gene Ontology annotation, biological process: animal organ development; immune response. The coding region runs from base 147 to 1667 and encodes 506 amino acids. Lineage: Eukaryota; Metazoa; Chordata; Actinopteri; Salmoniformes; Salmonidae. Gene Ontology annotation, molecular function: tumor necrosis factor receptor binding; death receptor binding; death receptor agonist activity. Gene Ontology annotation, cellular component: membrane. The record is from RefSeq and is a predicted model, not a curated record. The transcript is spliced from 8 exons.
AGACGCGUGCAGUUUGCGCUGACCGGAGAUUGUACUAUCGUUGUUAUUAUGUUGGCAUGAGGAUCAAGUCUAGUGAGUAGCGGUGGAACCAACGUGCUGAUUAUGCCUAGAUAAACCAACGCAACUCUCUGACACUUUGUGUGAUAAUGGCAUGCGAUGGUUCGAUUGACGAUUUCCCCGACAAAGUGUUGUUGACCGGAUCACCGUCUUCAUGCACGUGCAUCAAUACGUGCAAAACCCACAACAGAAGUAGUAGCAGCGUGAGCAACACCAGUAUGGUUUUCCUCGGCUUCUUUAUUUUGUCUCUGUCUCUGCACAUUAUAACGCUGCUGUGCUACCUGGAUCUCCGGUCCGAAGUGAAGCGAGAAAUUUCUCAGCGGAGAGGAGGGGACGAAAAGUUGACCCUCGGUGGAACUGAUGUGACCGACCCGUUGAACCCCUCCGAUCACCGAGUGAUGGACCCCGGCGCCCGGGCACAGGGUCACGAGGAGAGGUUGCUCCACAGACAGCCGGAUGGCCACCCCACCAGACCCCCCUCAGCCCCAGGGGACAGUAGCAGUAUUCACAGACAGCAGGAUGGCCACCCCACCAGACCCCCCACAGCCCCAGGGGACAGUAGCAGUAUUCACAGACAGCAGGAUGGCCACCCCACCAGACCCCCCUCAGCCCCAGGGGACAGCAGCAGUAUUCACAGACAGCAGGAUGGCCACCCCACCAGACCCCCCACAGCCCCAGGGGACAGUAGCAGUAUCCACAGACAGCUGGAUGGCCACCCCACCAGACCCCCCACAGCCCCAGGGGACAGCAGCAGUAUCCACAGACAGCCGGAUGGCCACCCCACCAGACCCCCCUCAGCCCCAGGGGACAGUAGCAGUAUUCACAGACAGCCGGAUGGCCACCCUACCAGACCCCCCUCAGCCCCAGGGGACAGUAGCAGUAUUCACAGAGCCAAACGGAGCCCAAGGAAACAAUCUGACUCAGAAUCAACUGGGAAACGGAAAGAAACGGAAAGAAGAAAGAAAGGCAGGAAGAGGUCUCCUCCAGGAGCUCAGGGCUCCCCCGGUCCACCUGGUUCCCCAGGCCCCCAGGGGCCUCCAGGUAUCCCAGGUAUCCCUGGUAUUCCUGGUAGCAACGCUGUGGGCCUUGCUGGACCUCCUGGUCUCCCCGGAGCACAGGGGCCCCCCGGGCUGACGGGACCGGCAGGAGUCGUGGAUAAAACCAAAACAAGAGAAUUCCAGCCUGCUGUGGUGCAUCUACAAGGACAGGAAACCACCAUACAGGUUAAGGAGGACCUGUCUGAAGGUGUUUUGAGGAACUGGAAGAUGGUGACGAUCCACCACCGUGUCUUCAAGAUGCACUCUCGCUCCGGAGAACUGGAGGUCCUACUAGGUGGCAUCUACUUCAUAUAUAGUCAGGUAGAAGUGUACUAUCUCAACUUCACGGACAUCGCCAGCUACGAGGUGAUGGUAGACUCCACCCCCUUCCUGCGUUGUACCUGCAGCAUGGAGACGGGUCAGAGGAAGUUCAACACGUGCUACACGGCGGGGGUCAGCCUGCUGAGGGCGGGACAAAGGAUCUCCAUCAGGAUGGUCUAUGAUGACACGCUGAUCAGCAUGACCAAUCAUACUACGUUCCUGGGGAGCGUCAGGCUGGGGGAUUCCCCCUGACCAUGACCAAUACGGCACAACUUCUCCCUGACCAAUCACACCUCCUUCCUGGGACUUCCUGACCAAUCAUACUACGUUCCUGGGACGUGUCAAGCUGGGGGAUUUCCCCCUGGCCAAUACGGCACCACUUCCUGGGGCCCCCUGACUAAUCACACCUCCUUCCUGGCGCUCCAUGACCAAUCACACUACGUUCCUUUUGGAGCGUCCGGCUGGGGGGGAGACUCCCACAUCUGGACAUCACUAAGUAGUACAAUCAAUCUUGAUCUCCACUAUAAAAAGCAUCUAGACAUUAUCUCAUAUUUCUUUUAGACUCAAAUUUAGUUUUCAACAGUGGACAUGUGUAUAAAACUUUGUCUCUGACAUUUGCAAAAUUGUUUCAAUAUUCAGAUUGGAUCUCCAUCUGUCCCAUAGUAACGAACGUGUCGGGAGUCGGGACAGAGACAGACAGGCAGCGUUUCUCAGCCAGUCGAAAUCAUGAAUCGGCAUCAUUUUUAUUUAUACAAAGAAAUGUAAAUUGAAAAAAGGUAAAACGAAAUGAAGUGCAGCUGGUUUUCAGUCUUUCCAGCUUCAGUUUGAAGUGAUUGUGUUGGCUGUGUUGUUGGCUGUGUUGUUGGCUGUGUUGUUGACUGUGUUGUUGACUGUGU